Messenger RNA from Exophiala spinifera, 2781 nucleotides. RefSeq names its product DNA mismatch repair protein msh-2. Gene Ontology annotation, cellular component: MutSalpha complex; nucleus. Gene Ontology annotation, biological process: mismatch repair; mitotic recombination. The record is from RefSeq and is a predicted model, not a curated record. Lineage: Eukaryota; Fungi; Ascomycota; Eurotiomycetes; Chaetothyriales; Herpotrichiellaceae. The coding region runs from base 1 to 2781 and encodes 926 amino acids. The transcript is spliced from 2 exons. Gene Ontology annotation, molecular function: ATP binding; ATP-dependent DNA damage sensor activity; mismatched DNA binding.
AUGGCAUCGAGACCAGAACUCAAGGUCGACGAUGAAGGUGGCUUCAUCCGCACCUUUCGUUCCCUACCAGCAAAACCAGAGGGAACCAGUACAAUUCGUGUCUUUGACAGAGCAGACUGGUACUCGGCUCAUGGCGAAGAUGCAGAAUUCAUUGCACGCACAGUAUACAAGACCACUGCCGUCCUCCGUAACCUGGGCCGCAGCGAAAAUGCGCUACCCAGUGUUACGAUGACCACGACAGUCUUCCGCAACCUCCUCCGCGAAGCACUCUUCAAGUUGGGUCAAAGAGUAGAGAUCUGGGAAGCCAGCGGUAAAGGGCAAUGGAAAUUGGCUCGAGAAGCGAGCCCUGGAAAUUUACAGGCUGUCGAGGAAGAGCUGGGUUCAGGCAUAGACAGCCAAGGUGAUAGUGCACCGAUCAUUCUCGCUGUGAAAGUCAGCGCGAAGACGGGGGAAGCCAGAAAUGUUGGAGUGUGUUUUGCGGAUGCAAGCGUCAGAGAGCUUGGUGUGAGCGAAUUCCUCGACAACGAUCUCUACUCAAACUUCGAAAGCCUGCUCAUUCAACUCGGUGUCAAAGAAUGUGUCGUGGCGAGCGACGGACAGAAAAAAGACCCUGAACUCGCAAAAAUCCGUCAGAUAGCCGAUUCAUGUGGAGUGGCAAUCUCUGAAAGAGCCGCUGGCGACUACGGAACCAAAGAUAUUGAGCAAGACCUGUCUCGAUUGCUUAAAGGCGAAAAUUCCAUGGGGCUGCUGCCACAGACUGACCUCAAGCUUGCCAUGGGCAGCGCUGCUGCACUGAUCAAGUACCUUGGUGUUAUGACAGAUCCAAACAACUUCGGCCAAUAUCGACUCUACCAGCACGACCUGAGCCACUUCAUGAAGCUGGACGCAGCUGCUCUAAGAGCCCUCAACUUGAUGCCUGGUCCACGCGAUGGCGCUAAGAGCAUGAGUCUGUUCGGUCUUCUCAAUCAUUGUAAGACACCCAUUGGAGGUCGGCUGCUGGCACAGUGGCUGAAGCAGCCGCUGAUGAGCCUGGAGGCGAUUGAGACGAGACAACAACUUGUAGAGGCUUUUGUGACAGACACUGAACUCCGGCAGACGAUGCAAGAGGAACACCUGCGCUCCAUCCCUGACCUGUAUCGUCUCGCAAAGAAAUUCCAACGCAAGAUGGCCAACCUUGAAGACGUUGUGCGUGCCUAUCAAGUCGUGAUUAGGCUCCCAGGGUUCAUCGAAGCUCUAGAGACCGUCGUGGACGAGCAAUAUCAGAUACCGCUGGAAGCACAGUAUACUUCGAAACUGAAAGAGUUGUCGAACUUUCUAGGCAAGCUCGCAGAGAUGGUCGAGACCACAGUCGAUCUUGAUGCACUAGACCGACACGAGUUCAUAAUCAAACCGGAAUUUGACGACAAACUCAGGAUGAUUAGAAGCAAACUUGAUCAACUCAAGAAUAACAUGGAUAGUGAGCACCGUCGAGCGGGCAAAGACCUGAACCAGGAUCUGGACAAGAAACUCUUCCUGGAAAACCACCGAGUCCAUGGUUAUUGUUUCAGACUUACUCGUACCGAAGCUGGGUGCAUACGCAAUAAACCAUUGUACAAAGAGAUCUCGACUCAAAAGAACGGAGUUUACUUUACGACCUCGAAGCUGCAAGAAUUAAGACGAGAACAUGACCAAUUCUCAACAGCAUACAACCGCACGCAAGGCUCACUUGUCGCUGAGGUGGUCUCCGUGGCAUCUUCGUACACACCAGUCAUCGAACAACUUGCUGCUAUCAUCGCCCACCUGGAUGUAGUCGUGAGCCUGGCACAUGUGUCCGUGCAUGCACCCACCGCUUAUGUUCGGCCUAAGAUGCACGAGCGUGGAACCGGUGACACCAUCUUGAAAGAAGCCCGACACCCAUGCAUGGAGGCCCAGGAUGAUAUCAACUUCAUCACGAAUGAUGUUGAACUGAAACGAGAUGAGUCACGAUUCUUGAUUAUUACCGGUCCAAACAUGGGCGGCAAAUCUACCUAUAUUCGCACCAUUGGGUGUAUCGCCUUGAUGGCUCAAAUCGGGUGCUUUGUGCCGUGUUCCGAGGCAGAACUGACCAUCUUUGAUUGCAUACUCGCCCGUGUCGGAGCGUCUGACUCCCAACUCAAAGGUGUCUCGACAUUUAUGGCCGAAAUGCUCGAAACGGCGAACAUCUUGAAAAGUGCCACCAGAGACUCACUGAUCAUUAUUGAUGAACUCGGUCGAGGGACAAGCACCUACGAUGGAUUCGGUCUGGCUUGGGCCAUCAGCGAAGAAAUUGUGGCUCAAAUUGGCGCUUUCGGGUGCUUUGCAACGCAUUUCCAUGAAUUGACUGCUCUGGCGGACAAGUACCCAAAGGCAGUCAAGAACUUACACGUCGUGGCCUUUGUGGACCAAGCUAGCGGCGACACCUCUGAAAAGAGAGAGGUCACCCUGCUCUACAGAGUUGAAGCUGGAAUCAGCGACCAGAGCUUCGGUAUUCACGUUGCCGAACUUGUGAGAUUCCCAGAAAAGGUGGUCAACAUGGCGCGACGGAAGGCUGAAGAGCUCGAAGAUUUCACGACGGCGACUGGGGAGAAGAAGAAAGAGGAGUACUCCAAGGAAGACGCUGAGGAAGGAGGUAAGCUGCUGAAGGCAAUGCUGAAAACUUGGAAGAGCCAAGUCGAGGGACGAGAGAUGAGCAAGGAUCAAAAGCUCCAGCUCAUGAGGGACUUGGUCAAAGCCGAUUCCGCUUUGAUGGCCAACCCUUUCUUCCAGUCUGUUAAGGCGCUGUGA